This is a messenger RNA of Scheffersomyces amazonensis, 975 nucleotides long. RefSeq names its product Spr28p (gene SPR28). Gene Ontology annotation, cellular component: septin ring; cell division site; cytosol. The coding region runs from base 1 to 975 and encodes 324 amino acids. NCBI's taxonomy places the organism in Eukaryota, Fungi, Ascomycota, Pichiomycetes, Serinales, Debaryomycetaceae. Gene Ontology annotation, molecular function: GTP binding; molecular adaptor activity; GTPase activity. Gene Ontology annotation, biological process: division septum assembly; cytoskeleton-dependent cytokinesis; actomyosin contractile ring assembly. The transcript has 3 exons. The record is from RefSeq and is a predicted model, not a curated record.
AUGUGUUUCCAGUUUACCGCUGAGGAAAUCAGACAGAGAAAGUUUACCAAGAGAGGAUUAAGUCUUAAUGUCCUUCUAGUGGGAGAGAAUGGAACUGGAAAGAAAACAUUUAUAAAUACGCUUUCAAACAGGAACUACUUCAACACAAUUUCAGAAACCGUUGAUCAUUCUGGGAAUGGUGGCAAGCUUGAAAUAUCAGAACAUACAAUUAUUAUUGAUCCAAACGCAAUUCCAAUUAAAUUGAAUGUGUUUAUUACUGAAAAUUUUGGAUUCAAUUUAGAAAAUUCAAGUAACGCAACUACUUUGAUUAAAUAUAUCGAAAAUGAAUAUGAUAGAAUUCUUAAACACGAACGGUUGAUUGAAAGAACUCAUAAUCCAAUUGAUAAGAGAAUUCAUGUUGCUCUUUAUUUUAUUAUUCCUACUGGUAAAGGAUUGAAUGAUUUCGAUAUUGAAAAUAUGAAAAAACUUGGCCAAAGAGUUAAUUUGAUUCCUGUUAUUAGUAAAUCUGAUGGUUUAACAGAGGAAGAACUUAGAUUAAACAAAGAUUUGAUUAAUAAAGCAAUUUUUGAAAACAAUAUUGAAGUGUUUAAUUUCACAAAUGAUGAAGAAGAUUCAUUCCCAGGUGAAGAGGAUGAAUCGGAAGAUAACAUAUUUAUGAAAACAUUGCAGGAAAAAAUUCCCUUUGCUGUUAUUGGAGCAAAUUCUGUUACAGAUGAAGGUCAUCAAGUAAGAACUAAUUCUUUUGCAGUAAUUGAUGUUAAUGAUGAAACAAAUUGUGAUUAUAAGCUUUUGAGAAAUGUUUUACUUGGUUCCCAUAUUGAAGAAUUUAAAGAUACCACUAACAAUGGGAAGUACGAAGAUUAUAGGGUUCAAUCUUUAACUUUUAAUCCCAAUGAAAUUAACAAACUUCCUCAACUUAAGAUUUAUAAUGCUUUAAGAGAAGAAGAACGUCGUAACUUUCUGAAUAUCUUAUGA